This is a messenger RNA of Selaginella moellendorffii, 2559 nucleotides long. RefSeq names its product pentatricopeptide repeat-containing protein At4g02750-like. The coding region runs from base 1 to 2559 and encodes 852 amino acids. The transcript has 2 exons. NCBI's taxonomy places the organism in Eukaryota, Viridiplantae, Streptophyta, Lycopodiopsida, Selaginellales, Selaginellaceae. The record is from RefSeq and is a predicted model, not a curated record. Gene Ontology annotation, biological process: RNA modification. Gene Ontology annotation, molecular function: protein binding; RNA binding.
AUGGACAAGACACGAAGAGCGAAUAUGCUCAUCAGCGCCCUCGGACGGUCCGGGAGCGUCCAAGACGCGCAGUGCGUCUUCCUAGCCAUGGAUCAAAGGAAUAUCUUCUCCUGGAAUAUCCUUCUUGCGGCAUAUGCCCAGUCCGGGCAUAUGCUUCCCGCCCGCGAGGCCUUCUCCAAGAUGCCCCAGCACGACGCAAUAUCGUGUGGAACGCUGCUCAAGAUCUUCUCGCAAUGCGGCAUGAUCGCCCACGCAGAGGCGAUCUUCGCUUACAUCCGCGACCCCGACACGAUCGCCUGGAGCGCUAUGAUCACAGCACACGCCCGAGCUGGGCAAAUUGAUGCCGCCAAGAGCUACUUCGAUCGCGUGCCUCGUCGGAACGUCGUGUGCUGGAACGCGAUGAUCCAGGCGUGCAAUCUCUCUGGAAUUCCAAUCGAGGCAAAAAUAUUCUUCGAUAGAAUGCCGCUGGCGGAUGUAAUCUCCUUCACGAGCAUGAUAGCGGCGUAUUCCCAGACCGGGCACUUGGAGCGCGCGCUGGAAAUAUUUGCGCUUCUUCCUCGCCCGGAUCUCGUCGCCUGGAACGCGCUCAUGGCGGCAUUCUUGCGCUCGGAUCGAUUCGACGAGGCCGUAGAGAUCUUCCACGCCAUGCCGGAUCGAAGCGUGGUGUCGUGGAACGCGCUCAUCACGACCUACGGGCAGAGCGGGCGCUGCGAGGACGUGGAGAGGACUUUCUUGGCGAUGGCGAGGAGAGAUCUCGAGUCUUGGAACUGCGCCAUCCAGGCGGAGCUCCAAGAUUCUGGAAGAGAUGAUCACGGCCUCGCGGCAGCAGCAGCAUUCCUGGAGAGAAUGCCGCAGUGGAGCGAGAUUUCUUGGAGCCUGAUGGCGCAGACGUACGCUCCCACCGGGAAAUUCCAAGCUCUACUCGAAUCGACGCUGCCGGAUCUGCCGCUCAUGACGUGGAACGAAAUGAUCACCGCGCACGCCCUGAACGCCAAGAUCGAGGAAUCCAAGCGGCUCUUCGACUGGAUGCCGCAGCGCGACGUGAUCUCCUGGAAUCGCCUCCUCCAGGGCGUGGCGAACGAAGAACAAGAAGAUCAAGAUCGAGAGCUACUGGAAGAAAUCUACCACCGAAUGCCCGCCCGGGAUCUUAUUGCUUGCACGACGAUGAUCGGCGCCUAUGCCGGCCUAGGAUCGCUGCUCCAGGCGCGCGAUCUCUUCGAUCGAUCGCCCCAAAGAGACAAGACGCUCUGGAAUGUGAUGCUCAGCGCCUACGCCCAGAAUGGGCGAGCCGACGAAGGGCGUGGAUUGUUCCACGUCAUGCCCCACACGGACGAGGUUUCGUGGACCGCGAUGCUCGGCGUAUAUUCCCAACAAGGCCGCCCGGAAGACACCCGGGAUAUUUUCGAAAAGAUGCCCAGGCGAGACAAGGUGGCCUGGAACGUACUAAUCGACGGAUAUUCCCAAAACGGGCAUUUAGAAGAAGCAAAAGAGGCGUUUGCAAAGAUUCCUUGCUGGAAUGCCAUGCUUUGGAACUCCAUGGUGAGAUUAUAUGCCAUGAGAGGGCAUCCAGAGGCAACAAAGGGAGUGUUUGAGAAGAUGCCACAGAGGGACAUUAUCUCUUGGAACUCCUUGAUCUUUGGAUAUUCCCAGAACGGGUAUAUUCGCGAGCCCGAGCUCUUCUUCCACCUCAUGCCCGAGUGGAGCACCGUCUCCUGGCUCGUUUUGAUGGCCUCGCUCGCCCAAAACGGUCUCGCCGAUCGAGCAAAAUCCGUGUUUGAUCGAAUGCCCGAGCCGGACACCGCGUGCUUCGUCGCGCUCAUGGCCGGAUUGGCGUCCAACGGCAGCUGCCAAGAGACCAUCGAUCUCUUCCGGGCGAUGAAUCUCUUCGGCUGGAAGCCAAACGCGGACGCGUUCGUGAUGAUCCUCCACGCCUGCAGCCACUCGGGGGACGUGAUCCAGGGGCGCGACUUCUUCGCCUCGAUCCGGGAAGCCCACGGCCUGGAGCCGACGAUCGAGCACUACUCCUCGAUGAUCGAUCUCCUGGGGCGCUCGAGGCGGAUCCAAGAGGCCGAGGAGCUCGUCCACAGCAUGCCCUUUCUCCCGGACGCUGUGACCUGGACGAUCCUUCUCAACGCCUGGACCGUGCAUAGCGAUCUGGAGCGAGGAGCUCGAGCCGCGAUCGAUCCCAAAAGCCCAGCUGCGAGCUACAUUCUCCUCUCCAAAGCUUUUGGCUACACACUGCCCAGCUUUGUCUCUCGAGAGCAGCGCUUCCAUCCCCAUCGCGCUUCCGGGAAGGAUGGGAUUGUGAGGAGUCGCGGCCAUCCGGCAUGGAAUCGCUGCCGCCGGCGCCAGCUCCCUGGAGCUCCAGCAGCGCCAGCGCCAGCAGCACGGCGAUUCUGGGGUUUUGGUGACGGCGGAUCCGGGGGGGGCGAGGGGGUUCGCCGGGCCGUGGCUGCUGGCGCUGGUCUCGGGAGGAAUUCGUGGGGUUUAGGGUGCGCAGAUCCGAAAUUCUGGACGAGCUCUCGACCAGGUAUCGUCCAAUCUCUUAGCAAGAACUAG